Varanus komodoensis (Komodo dragon) is the source of this 7667-nucleotide messenger RNA. It is a transcript of the gene IRF7, whose product is annotated as interferon regulatory factor 7. Gene Ontology annotation, molecular function: DNA-binding transcription factor activity, RNA polymerase II-specific; protein binding; RNA polymerase II cis-regulatory region sequence-specific DNA binding. Lineage: Eukaryota; Metazoa; Chordata; Lepidosauria; Squamata; Varanidae. The transcript is spliced from 11 exons. Gene Ontology annotation, cellular component: nucleus. The record is from RefSeq and is a predicted model, not a curated record. Gene Ontology annotation, biological process: immune system process; regulation of transcription by RNA polymerase II. Bases 1550 to 3280 code for a protein of 576 amino acids.
AAAGGCCUGUUCUCAUUAUCUCAUCCUCCCCACAAGAUUUAAGAAACAUUUUGGCUUCAAGUAAGAAUUUUCAAGGCCACUUCGGCCUGUUGACCUCUUGGAAGGUACUGUGCAUGCUCAAUAGGCUUAUGAAUAGUAAAUGACACACCUCUCAUAGGUAAUAGGCUCAUUAGCAUGAACAUGGGAUGUAUGAGCGGGAGGGGGGGACAUAUUAAGGAACAGUAUGGUAUAGGCGGAUGGGGAAGAGUGUGACUUCUUAGUAACCAGCCAAUGGUGAAGCGGGGAUAGUGUUGAGCAUCGGGGAAAGGAAUGUAUAAAAUCUCUUGUAAACAGUAAAAGAUUGCUCUUUGUUUCUCAGACUACUGAGGCAUUGAGCCAGCCUUUGCAAAUGCUUUUUGGAAUAAACCGCUUGUACCUACUCGAAUCCUGUCUCAAAGAGUUUUAAAUCGCACAGACAAGAAGAAAACACAUGAAGCCAUUGUGGUGGCAGUGGCAGGCUCAACUUGUGUUGGAAGUAGCAUGGCCUGGUAUUCCUAGGUGUGAACUGGGGUCAUUCAUAAAGUGUUCCAUCUUUCUCUCCUCUGGUAUCCUGAGGUUUGAUUUCUAUUGGUAAGAUCUAAGAGUAUUUGAGGUAACAUUCUGCAAGCAUGGACAUUAUAAAUAAAUUCCUCUAGCAAUAAAGUAGGGUUAACAUAUCAAAGAUCAAGGGGCAUGCCUUUGAGCAUAUGCUCAGUCCAGGAAUUUAGGCCAGAAUCAGAACCUAGCUUACACCCCCCCCCCUUCUGGCUUUUCCCAGAGCUUUCCUUUUUAACAUCCUGAUGUAAGGAAGGGAAGAUCUUGAACUGUUGCUGUGAAAGGCUUAAGACUCAAACAUUGUAGAGCCCGAUUCACCUUCUGCCUAUCCCUGUACUGUUUGCCAUUGGACAAGUUUGGAGUGAUGGCAUGGAUGGGAGAAACCAUGGGUGUGAUGGUAGAGAGAGUUGUUGAAUCUUAAUCGUUCUUUUGGGCCUACACAACAGUGAGUAGGAAUAUAAUAGGUUUCUGCCAUACAGAACAGAAGAAUUUUCAAUUUAUACUGAUCAGGAUCCUAAAAGUUUUGUUUUUUGUUAAAGGGAGCCAGACUUAAAGGAUUAAAAUGUCAUUUUUAAAAGAAAAAAGGGUUUUUUUCCAAUUGCCCAAAUUGCUGGUGGCUGGUAGGGCAGAGGACAGGCAGUGAACUGAAGGAGAGCCAAGGGGUUGUGAUGAGCAGUUCCAGGAAUAUGUGGGGUUACUUCAGACAUGGGCGUGUUUGGUACUGAACUUGAAUCCCCAGACAAGACGGUGCUAUUUUGGCUGAAUCCCCAGACAAGCUGUUUUAGGCCUAUACGUACACAAGCUAUUGAACAUAUCUGGUGCCUGGUAAUGCUACUAUGUUUGUAAUGCCUGCUGAUAUGGCUUAUCUUUUCUGAUUUGUUGAAUGUACAGAUUCUUCUUCAGGAUCUUCCUGAUCUUCCAUUAAUCCACAAUAAGCAGUACAAAGGCAAAAGCUCAAUACAAAAGACGCUGGAGAAUGGCUGAGAAUGGCUGGGCUUAUCAGAAGGUUGGUUUUUUUGACUGGCUGAUCAAGGAGAUCAAUAGUGGAAAUUAUGAAGGGUUAUCCUGGACUGAUGAGAGCCGUACAGCUUUUUGUAUUCCUUGGAAGCACAAUUCAAGGAAGGACCUUGUGGAUACUGAUUAUAAGAUUUUCAAGGCGUGGGCCAUGUUCAGCAACAAAUACAAUGAAGAUUUGCAGAACCCAGCCAAAUGGAAACUCAACUUCCGUUGUGCCAUGAUGAGUACAAAGAGAUUUGAAGAAGUCAAGUUGAAUAACCCUAACUAUCAUGUGUACAGAAUUAUUUCCCCCAAAUCCAGUACUGCAGCACCUGCUAACUAUCCUGCCAAUACAAGCAAUUUGAGUGAUCCCGAAGAUGAUCUGCAUAUCAGCCCGAACAGUGAGGCUGCUCCUGCUCUGUCCCAGCCCACACCUUCAGGCCAGCAAGAAAUUCAUACUGCUUUUAAAGCUUUGUCAUUAGAAAAUCAAGUCCAAGGGUCAGAUGGGAGUUCAGCAGGAGACCUUAACCAACACAGUGAGGAUAUACUCCAGUGGGUUCUGCAGCAAGCCAACCUGACUGAGACAUUCUCAUGGGCUAAUGCUCCGGUUGCUCAUCCUCCAGGGGCAGUUGCAUAUGAACAAGGCAGUGUCUAUGCGAUCCCUCAUGUCAACCAAAAUGGUUGCCUAUCUCUAGGCAAUGGAGUGGUGAAUGAACCAGGAGCAAGUAAUGGCUAUGAGAAAACCACCGGGUGGCUGGCUGCAAGCAUACCAACUUCCCAGCCAACUGUCACUCUGCCACUGCAACCUGCUCAGCAGAUCUCUCCUGUCACAAAUCAAAUUAACCAUGUGGAAGCCCUCUAUAAAGAUCACUGCUUUACUGAAAACUUGAUCAUGAAUGAAGAACCUCUGGGUAAUGGAAUGAUGAACCAUGCAACAGUGAAUGACUUUCAGCCAGCAAGCCAGCAAAUUAUGAUGGAACCAAACCUCUUUGGAUCCCCAGUAGAACAACCCCCUGUCAAUACUGCUCCAGCACAGAAUGGUGCAGCAGGAACAAACCCUCUCAACCUAGAUGUCUUCAUCUACUACCGAGGGAAGCUGCUGUACGAAACAGUAGUGGACACAAGCAGCUGCCUGCUCACCUACAACAACCACUACAACUAUAGUGCUUUUGAUAACCUGAGGAUAAUACAGUUUCCAAGCCUGGAGGUCCUGCCUGAUCAGAAGCAGGUUCAGCACACCUUGACUAUUCUGCAGGUGGCAGGUCUGUUGCUGUAUCAGAAGAAUGAGAAACUGUGUGCCAAGCGCCUAGGCAAAUGCAAGGUCUUCUGGGCCUUCUCCAAGCAGCUGGACAACAUAGCUGAGCCUCCUCCAACUAGGAUGUUGCCACGGGAGGAAGAUGUGGAGAUCUUCAACUAUGGAAAGUUCUGCCAAGAACUGAAAGAGUUCCAUGACAGUCUCAGGCAUUCAUCGCCAGACUACACCAUCUACCUGUGUUUUGGUCAAUGUUUUUCUGCUGCAAAACCCAAGGAAUCAAGGCUAAUUCUGGUGAAGUUGGUGCCAAAGCUGUGUAAACACUGGCAUGAAUGCGUGCAAAGAGAAGGAGUUUCAUCCUUGGACAGUGAAAACAUGAGCUUAGAAAUCUCAAACAGCCUAUAUGAUAUGAUGGACUAUCUAAAUAACAUCCUUAUGCAGAUGGAGGAAGCAGCUUGAGCACCAUGUUCCCUGUCAACAGCUCAAGUGGUUGGACUCUGUGUUUUGCGCAGCAGCAGGUGGGGUGGCUUUUCCCUGGCUGCUUGCUUGAGGGGACUGUAAUUAAAAACUGCUCUGUCAGGUCUGGGCAUAAAGGCAGCCUAAGUCACGUGUGCUGACCAACUACGGGCAAUGUAAGGUGUGAACUGCAAGUUGUUACACCACAUGAUGAAGGUAGGAAAUGGUAACCUCAAGUAGAAUAGUCUUGUUUUAUGCAUUUGGCAGAUUCCCAUAGUCUACAUACCAUGAAUUCCACUUGGAAAUUGAAAUUUUUGGGAUGCUGUCCCUUCUCCUUGCAGGUUAGUCUGACUUCUCAGAUCUUUCAAGGACAAAGUUGCCUAAUUUGUUCGGGUGUUGCAUAGAGUGGGUGAAGCCAGGAGUCUGUCUCCCUGCUUUGGACCCCUGAAGACCUUGAUUCUGUUACCUCCAGUUGACAGGCCCAAGUUCCAUUAUGUCACAGGUGUGCCAUCUAUGGGGCCACAGUUCCCAUCAAUCCUGACAUUGGUCAUGUAGCUUGGAGCUUAUGGAAGUUGGAAUCCAACACCAUCUGGAAAGUCAGGUUUGCCAAGCCUGAACUUCAGUUGCAUAAAAGGAAGCAAGCAAGCCAUUGUUCUUCGGAAGCAGAGUUCUUUGCCCACGACGAAUUCUUUUCCUGCCAGGGGACUUCUGGCAUGCUCAAAGUUAUGACAGUUCUUCAAGUCUUUUAUGCUGAUCUCUUCCCCCAACCAAGGGAUUUGAGUGGCUUCUGUUGUCAUUUUUCCUCUUCAAAAUGUUCUUUCUCUCCUCCUUCCCCUUGGCACCUUGUGAAAAGUGCACAACCUACGCAGGCUUUCUAUGUAGGUUGCACAAAUGUUUUUCCUUUCUGUAAUACAGCAGUUGUGGUGUCCAGGGCCAUCUGUUGAGCUACUUCGGGCCUGCAGUUGGCAAGAACCAGUCAUGGGCCUACAUGGCCUUGACUUCUACACAGAGGCCAAAGGGAUGGAAGUGGUUUUAGCCUCUGUACCUGAAGGCUGGCACUAUUAUGUUCUUGUCAUUGGUACUAGUUCAGGUAUAUUUGCCACUAGUUCAGGUGACAAGGUGUCAGGCUUCUGGGCCUGGAGCCUUUGCCAAGGAAAGCAAGGCAGUCAGGAGGUUGUGCUCUCGGCACUAGUGCAGUGCAUGACUUGAGGUGUUCCCAGCCAUCUUCACAGUCUGGAUGAAAUAUAAACUCCAGCGAAGGGCCUGCCAGCAUCCCUGGGCAAAACGCCCCUCAGGAAGCUCCCUGGGUAUCAUAGUGGCUUCACUGCCUUGUGGACUGCAACAAUCAGAUAAAGUUAGCAAAUGCAUCGAAUUCCGUCAGGUCAGAAAGAGGCAACUUGUGGCCCCUCAAUGUUCAGCAGCCACAACCAGCAGUCAGGGUUGAUGGGAAGUGUAGGCCAAAGUAUCUGGUGGGCCAUAAAUUAGCCACCCCUUGCCCUGAGUAGAAGCCAUGCCAGUUUGUCCCAGUACAAGGGGCACAGCCUGUCAGAUGGAGGCCAGCACAGCUUCUCCUCAGAAGGGCAUGAGAAAGCAUUGAGGCUGUAGCUGGUUCCUUAUUUUUGAGGAAAGCUCCAUCCAUGGGGGGGGGGAGUUACUCCCUAUUUGGUGUGUUUUGGACUGUGGCCUUAUUUGUUAAAGUGCCGCAAAGUAAAAUGGGUUUUCUAGCAAUUUUUUCCAAUGCAUAUUAGGUUAAUUUUCAUAAGGUCUUGUGCACUGGGCUUUUUUCUGUUUGCAUUAGAAAGCCACUCAACAGAUGAUUCAGAUGUUUCCAGUAGGGGCACAAGAUCCAAAGCCAGCAUUUUCUGUCAGGUAGAGAUCCCAGGGGCUAUAAACCUGCAUUAUGUAGAAGCCAAAAUCAACAGUAUAUUUUGUCUGUUUUCUGCAUAAAAAUGCAUCAGAGGCUAUAGCCAAGUCCCUUUCUUCCCUCUUUUCCCAAUACCCAGAGGCUGCCUUAGAAAGCCACACAAGAGGACAGGAGCCGAAAGUUCAAAACUAAAUUUUGGUGGCAUCCCCCGCCCGCACACCAAAUUUGGUAUGCUAGGGUUGCUUAAUAAUUCUUACAAAUAGGCUGUAUUCUGGUUCUGUAUGGCCUGAUUUCACUUUGGGGAUGCUAAGCACCUAUUUUACAAAAGUACGUUUUUGAUACUAACUUUUCAGGGAAUGGGCUGAAGGCCUCUGAUACACCUCAACUGCUGAAGCCUUGAGCAGUGCCUGCCUAUGGGAUUGCCUGGGAAUCUUUGUAAGCUGCGCCAGGUCCCUUUCUUGAAAAUCCUCAAGGUGCAGAAGAAAACAGAGGCAGGCUUUAUAUUUGAAGUUAAUCUCCAAACUUGGUGCAUUCCCAGGCUCUCCAUGCAGUCUGCUUGAGACUGCAAAGCAAGGCAGCUCAUUAAAUUCAUUCUACCUGAUCCUGGAUAGGAGUCUAACUUAGUCCUGCUUCACUUUUGGAACUGAAAGUGCACAUAUGCACAUAUCAUGCAUCUGGGGUCUGUGCUGGAUGCAGCAAUUCAUUCAGACACAGCAAGGCUCUCCUGGAUCAGGAUUACAGACAACAGAAAUGAAGGGAUUAUAAAGCUUUUUUCAUUCUUAAGCUUAGACUUCUACUCCAGGAAGUGGCAUAUGAGAACACUAAUGACGGAACAGUGCUCCAAACCACAGCAGCAAACCAUAUAGUUUAACACAAGACUCUUGAAGUAUUUAGUUCAAGAGUGGGAGGGGGAGCAGGGGGGAGUAAGCAGAGCACUUUAUUGUAUUCACUGAAUGGAGGGGGAGAACAUACUAAUAAACUCAGGCACAACUGCUCCAUUUCUCACGACUAAUAUUUUCUUUGCAGGCAGAGGUAAGAGUUGUAGUCAGUGGAAUACUACUCAGUAGGUGUAUUUAAGCUUUCAAGGACAAAAGUGUACAGUAUGAAAAGGACAGAACAGAAAGGGCAGGGUAGUACUUGGAAGGAGUCCAAUUGAAUUUAUGACCCUUCCCACAGGAAGUGUGCUGUUUCAUCAGCUGUGUCCCCUUUACCGUGCAGUUCCAUGAAUUUGCUAAAUUCAUAAACCAUCCAUAAGAAUGUUACUUGUAUAACCAGCACCCAUGGGGAUUGGUAGAUGCUGGAUGGAUGUAGUUUCUUGUUGCUUGAGAGUUACUAUUAAAACUGGGCCUAACUAAUACCAUACCCCAUGCUAUACCAUACCAUGAUCUCUGUAUUGAGUUGAUAUUAGUAUUGAAAUACAGUACUUAAAAGUAAAUUAAAACAAAGACAAACCAUGAAUUUAGGGUUAUGUGCAAACCUGGUCUAAAAGGUUUUUUUUUAGGGUGCAAUAGUAUGGGCUCCUGACCCCACCUAGGAUCUUCAGAGACCUUGCACCAACCUUUUGCCUCACACCCCCUCACAGCCAGUGUGGAGAGAACCACACUAGUUUUUUUCUCCAGGAGCACAUGUACCUUGGAAAAGGUAAAAGGACAUGCAGGGGGAAGGAAUGAGGCUGGGGCCUCUACAUAUGCCAAUUCACAGUGCAGGACACAUUCCUCCCUCCCUGGUACUUUAAGUGCUAAGAACGGUUAUACAGAUAACUUGCGUGGGACAAGGAACAGGGGCAGCAGCAAAGAUUGCCUCACCUUGCUAAGCUAUUGGAUGCAUGUAAGCAUUGGACUGAGCCCUUGGUCACACUGGUGCUCAUGAAACAGCGCAUUUCCUGUAGGGAAGGUCAUGAAUUCAGUUGGAUUGCUUACAACUGCUUCUGUCUGCUUCCUGUUUCUAAAGCUUGCUGGAAUAGCUAGAUUGUUUUGUACAUAUAUUUAUUUUAGAGUCUUUCUACUAGCCCUGGUUCACAAAAAACUAUCCAACGGGUUUUUGUUUUUCUAGAAUAUUUUCUGCUAAGCAGGAAUGUCUGAAAAACUUGUUUCUAUUUGAAUAUUGCCCUGCUGUCUUACAGUCCUGAAACACACCAUUAGCGCAUUACUUCUGUAUGUGGUUUCCCUUUGGGCCUACACAUUUCCUUUAACAGUAUACAUUCUGUAUAGCAACGCGCAUUUAACAUUAACACAAAUCUCUUCUGGUCUUUGGAAUGUAUAGGGCAGGGAGAUCACUGAAUAAUACAUGCACUUAUAGCUGUAUAAAUUAAAAGGCAUUCCACAAUGUGUAAAGUUUUUUUAUUUGGACACUGUAAAUAUGAAAGUAUAGCUUGGACUUAACAUCUGAACUGUUCAGCAUGUAUACACACAAGUCUUCAGAAAUUAUUCUGGCUGGUGACUUGUCAUGUGGGGCUAUUAUCAUUCGUCCAUAACAUUCUACAACAAAAUAUGAGAGAAUAAAAGUUACCAUUUUAUUAAGAAAUCA